Messenger RNA from Pseudophryne corroboree (corroboree frog), 5470 nucleotides. RefSeq names its product pogo transposable element derived with ZNF domain (gene POGZ). Gene Ontology annotation, biological process: regulation of DNA-templated transcription. The record is from RefSeq and is a predicted model, not a curated record. Gene Ontology annotation, molecular function: RNA polymerase II cis-regulatory region sequence-specific DNA binding; DNA-binding transcription factor activity, RNA polymerase II-specific. The transcript has 20 exons. Bases 210 to 4262 code for a protein of 1350 amino acids. Lineage: Eukaryota; Metazoa; Chordata; Amphibia; Anura; Myobatrachidae.
GUCACUGUAUCCAUCCGCGCGAGUGUGUGCUGUGUCCCUCCGCUCGCCCCUCUUUGUACGCAUCGCGCUCGGCAGCUGCUGUGAUCCUGGGAGGGAUCCCGGGGCGUGACCGGGCCUGUGACCGAGAGGGGUGAUCCCGCGUCUAGAGGAGGUGUCUGAGAACCAGCAUAACAGGCAGGGACGCCAGCGAGCGGCGACCAGAGAGCAUCAUGGACACGGACCUGUUCAUGGAGUGUGAGGAGGAGGAGCUGGAGCCGUGGCAGAAGCUGAGCGAUGUCAUAGAGGACUCAGCGGUGGAGGACUACAGCUAUCUGGAUAAAACCGCCACAGUCUCCGUCAGCCUCCAGCCUGUCAGUACGCCUCUGCCCGUGGUCGCCCACCAGACGCUGGGCAGCCAUUACACCACCGCCACCACAAUGACCAACGCCGACAACACAAAGAAAACCGUUGUGACUCUGUUCGCAAAUAACAGCGGACCAACGCCCAUCAUGCAGUCCGGGCAUCAGCCACUCAUCCUGACGCAGAACCCCGGCUCCGGGCUGGGCACCAUGAUGACUCAGCCCAUGCUACGCCCGGUGCAGGUCAUGCAGAAUGCCAACCAUGCCAGCAGUAACUCCAUGGCUGCACAGCCUAUCUUCAUCACCACACAGGGCUUCCCCGUAAGGAACGUCAGACCUGUUCAGAAUGCUGUCAAUACCAUGAAUCAGGUGGGAAUCGUUCUGAAUGUCCAGCAAGGACAGACCGUCAGACCCAUCACUAUUGUACCAGCCCCGGGCACCCAGUUCAUGAAGCCAGCUGUGGGCGUUCCCCAGGUCUUCUCCCAAGUGACACAGGUCAGGCCGGCACCUACUGUCCCCGUGCGUCCAGCCACCAACACUUUCACCACUGUCAUCCCAGCCACUCUGACCAUACGCAGUUCGGUGCCUCAGUCCCAGGCUCAGGUCCACAAGCCCAUCUCCAACGUGUCCACCACCACUGCGCCCAGCCAACCGCCGCUCCGGCAGAUCGCAAUACAGCAGCCGCCGCAGGCUCUGACCAUCUCGCAAAACCAGAACAAUCCCAGUAUGAACACCAAGCUAAUGAGUAUCGCCAAUUUGGUGGCGGUGAAGCGACCUGGAGAGACCAAUGAUGUGGUGAAGUUUGUGAACGCGGUCAGUGGCAGCCAGACCACCACCCAAAACUCCACCCAGCUGAUUCUCUCCAACACCAUCAAUAACAACGGCACCAGCCCCAACCUGGGUGUCCUACAGAGGGGCAUUCAGAUAGAGAAUCUGGGGCUGAAAGCACCGUCCCCCUCUGUGAUCCAGUUGGAGAAUCCCGAGCCGUCCAGGAAGUUCUGUCCUAGAUGUCGCACACCGUUCCGGAUUUUGGAGGCUCUCAGAGGACAUAUGUGUUACUGCUGUCCCGACCUCGUGGACUUCUCCAAGAAGACCAAGCCGCUGGAUUCCGAGGUACCCCUACAGACACCGAAUCCACCCACGCCAGACAAAGCUAUCUCUGCAGCUGCCCCAGCACCUAGUGCCACAGCGCCGCCUGCUGUCAAGAACCAGGAGAGCGCUGCCGAUGAUGGGUCACAGGGCAAACUCAUCAUGCUUGUGGACGACUUCUACUACGGGCGGGACGUUGGACAAACAUACCAGAUGCAGGGGUACCCAAAGGUGGCCACGACGUUCCGCUGUCCGCACUGUUCCAAGAGGCUGAAGAAUAACAUUAGGUUCAUGAACCACAUGAAGCACCACGUGGAGCUGGACCAGCAGAACGGAGAGGUGGACGGGCAUACCACCUGCCAGCAUUGCUACCGCCAGUUCUCCACCCCCUUCCAACUGCAGUGCCACUUAGAAAACGUACACAGCUCCUACGAGUCCACGACAAAGUGCAAGAUCUGCGAAUGGGCCUUUGACAGCGAACCUCUCUUUCUGCAACAUAUGAAGGACACCCACAAACCUGGGGAGAUGCCCUACGUGUGCCAGGUUUGCUCAUACCGCUCCUCGAUCUAUGCUGAGGUGGAGACUCACUUCAGACUGAACCACGAGGACACGCGGCACCUCCUGUGCGUCUAUUGUCUCAAGGUGUUUAAAAACGGGAACGCCUUCCAGCAACAUUUCAUGCGGCACCAGAAGAGCGUCUACCACUGCAAUAAGUGCCGCCUGCAGUUCCUUUUCGCAAAAGACAAGAUCGAGCACAAGUUGCAGCAUCACAAGACGUUCCGCAAGCCGCGGCAGCUGGAGGGGCUGAAGCCCGGCACGAAGGUUACCAUCCGAGCCUCCCGAGCGCCUCCACGUGCCCUUCCUGUGCCACCCUCAGACCCCCCCUCCAUGCCGCUCCCAGAUAAGACACCCGAUGUCCUUUCGCAGUCUAAGGACACCCCGCAGCACGGAGACUUCCUGAAACGAGUUGCUGUGGGUAAGCAGACCUGCCUGGAGUGCAGCUUUGACAUCCCGGAUUUCCAUAAUCAUUACCCCACCUAUGUGCACUGUUCCCUCUGCCGCUACGGUACCUGCUGCUCCCGCGCCUAUGCCAAUCACAUGAUCAACAACCACGUCCCGAGGAAGAGUCCCAAAUACCGGUCACUGUUUUCUAGCUGUAAACCCAGUGAUGUGUUGGUGCUGACGUGUUCGUGCUGUCCUUUCGUCACACGGAUUGGCGAUGCCAUGGCUAAACACCUGGUUUUCAACCCAUCUCAUGGUUCCAGCUCUGUCAUGGGCUCAGGUUCUACCUCACCAGACCAGUCCUGGUCCUUGGCACCUCAGAGGAACAUUGGCAAUACCACCAGCCCAUUGCAUGAAGAGAAAAAGGAGCUGACGGAUGUUCAAAAGCCAAAGGAGUCUUCCGUGCCCGAUGUCCCCAGCCCGGAGAAGGACAACAAGACAAUUGAUGUUGAUGAGCUUGAAGAGCUGGAGGAUGUUGAACCAGGGGACCCGGAGACCGAGAACAAACAGGAACAGCUCAGUGUCAAGAAGCUUCGAGUCGUGUUGUAUGCUCUGUGUUGCAGCAUGCAGCAAGCGGCGGAUCACUUCCACAACUCCCCCCGGCGUAUCCGAAGGUGGCUGCAGAGGUUUCAGACCAUCCAGGAGGAGAACCAAGACAACCUGGCUGAAGGCAAGUACCUGGGCAACGCUGCAGAGGAGAAGCUGGCGGAGUGGGUGCUGACCCAGAGGGAACAGCAGCUUUCUGUCAACGAGGAGACUCUGUUCCAAAAAGCCACCAAGAUCGGACGUUCUUUGGAAGGUGGCUUCAAAAUCUCCUAUGAAUGGGCGGUGAGGUUCAUGUUGCGGCACAAUCUAAGCACACACUCCAAAGUCGCGGUGGCUAACCGUCUGCCCAAGGAAAUGGAGGAGAACGCCCAGAUCUCUAUCGGCUUUGUGCAGCGGCAGAUCCAUAGCCAGGAUCUCCCGUUGUCCAUGAUCGCUGCUUUAGAUGAAGUCUCCCUCUUCCUCGACCUGGAACUGCUGUGCAGCGAUGAGAGGAAAGAGAGCGCCCUGCAGACUGUAGGCACAGGAGAGCCUUGGUGUGACAUCGUGCUCACCAUCUUAGCGGACGGCAGUCUGCUGCCCACACUCGUGUGUUCUCGAGGCAACUGUAGAAAUGCUGGAGGUGUUCCGGACUCAAUCAUACUGGAAAAUAGAGACCAUGGUUUCAAAGACGAUGAGAUAAUGAAGCUGUGGUCUUCCCAGAUCUGGCAGAAACACGUGGACGGGCCGAAUAACAAAGGCAUGGCCGUGCUGGACUGUCACCGAUCGCACAUGUCAGACGAGGUCCUAGCUCUGCUGAGCUCCACCUGCACCUUGCCUGCGGUGGUGCCUUCUGGCUGCAGCUCUAAGAUCCAACCCCUGGAUGUCUGCAUCAAGAGAGCCGUCACCAGCUUCCUGCACAAGAAGUGGAGAGAGCAGGCCCAGGAGAUGGCAGAGACCAGCUCUAGCCCAGGGAUGUUGCUCCAGCUGGUCCUCUGUUGGCUGACUGAGGUUCUGGAGGUGGUCACUGAACACCCAGAACUGGUCCAACAGUCCUUCCUGGUGGCCAGCCUCCUCCCGGGGCCUGAUGGUACUGCCAACACCACCAAACGUAAUGCAGAGAUGCAGGAGGAGCUUAUAAACCUGCUGGAGGGCCAGCUAAAGCUUAACGAUGAUGAACAGGACGAAGACACUGACCACUGUAACGACAGCCAACCCGAUGAGUACGCAGACCCUGAGGUUCUCCAUCAGCUCUUUGAGGGAGAGAGCGACGCGGAAUCAUUCUACGGUUUUGAUGAAACUGAUCUCUAAGCCACGGAACUGUCAGUCGGGUAAAACAUUCCACCGACCACCAUGGGCCAGGAAUUAAAAGCCUCACCUACAUGGCAUCCACUUUGUUUUUGUUUCUGGAAUUACGGUUACUUUCUUAAGGACAUUUUUUUUUCUGUUUGGUAACUUUCUUGGUCUGUAUUCCGUCACCGUGAUGCUGCCUCCCCUGUACAUGUAACCCCCCCUUCCCAGAACUGUAGCAGCUGACCAGGUUCUCCAGACUUUUCUCUUAUUUAGAAUUAAUGAGGUCAUUGUGAUUUUUUUAUUUGAAUUUUUUUUCCUCCUUUCUUUCUCCAACCUCGGCCAUGGAUUAUGUAUAGAGCAGAUUCCCUGUACAGAGUGGCUGGUCGGGAAGAGCAGCGCUGAAUUAUGAACGCAGUUUGCAUACGUACAGAUUGCAGGACACAUUCCUGGCUGCACGCCGGACGGUCCUGUCCGGAGCUUGCGGCUGAGGAUGGAUCAUGCACCGCCAGCUACCGCACUACAUCUCGCAUGGUUUUUAUAAAGGCUGGGGUUUUUCUGACCCCCCCCUUCAUCAUCAUCCUCCCUUGAGACAGUUUACUUUGGUGUAGUAACCAGCAACGAGUAGGGGCAUAUGUGUAAAUUAUCUAAAUAUAUAGCUUGUAUAUAAGGAAAUGCAGAAUAAAGACAGGCAAGAGGCAAUCUUGUGUUUCUAUUAGGUUAAGAUGUGAAUUUUGUUUCUUUUUUAUAAAUAUAUAUAUAUAAAGUGUUCUGUUACUACACCCCUUGCUGUUUUCCACUUUUUAAAAGUCUGGUACUAAGCGAAAUAAAACAGAUUUUACGUGAUAAUUUACGCGGCCCGUACAGAGGUGUACGCAUAUGGAACUGGGUCUUACUCUGUAUUUAAUUUAAAGACCUCUCUUCUGUUCCGCAGCCUGAGAGCGUCACUCCUUGUGUCAUAAAUACCUGUGUGUACAUCGCGUGGCUUCCUGCACACUCCCUAAACCGGGCGGAGGUGACCUGUGGGAGUGGCUACAUGUCCCAGCGCACCCUGGGACAUGUAGCUCCCCAAGCCUGGUUUAGGAGGUGGCGGCGCAGAGUUGGAGGACAGGAUACGCUAGUGUUAGAUAUUUAGGCCCCAGGCUGCCUAAUAUGGGAGGGAGGGGAGACCAGCAUGGGACACCUAGAUUUUUAAAUGCAUUUUGUUUCCAAUAAAAUAGUAUAAACAA